AUGCACAAACAUACUACUCAACGGAAGGUCUCCCCUCCCGGUCCAUCCUUCAUGUCCAAUGAUCAAGUUGCAACAUAUUUGAAAGACCUGCGGGCAAACCGUCCAGCGCGUCCGACUGGAUCGCGCCCAUAUCCAGGCAAAUCAGCGGCAUCAACUACAGAUAUACCAGGCAACCUUCCUGCGAGAGCCUCCUCGGCCCUCUCAAUGCGUUCCCCAGAUGAAGAUGACAUCAAGGACCAACCGCGUUCCGAAAGUGCAAUGUCCCAUCGCCGAGCAGCCUCUCAUGUCCCCGGCAGCGGUGCAAUGGGCCGUCCGUUAGCCCAGGAGCCCCGCACGCACUCGAUUCGAAAGAACGUGUUCCCAGCACAGAUCCACACCCAUACAGUCCCAGCAUCUCCGGCACCUUCAUAUCGUGAAAACGGCCAGCGGCGACACGAGAAGGAAGAGGCACGGUCACUACGACAUGCUUUGCAGGAAAUGGAUGUACACGACGAGAUUCAUGUCCAUCAAGCCGCGCAGGACGAGGCAACCGAGCUGGUUUGGAUGCACCAGAACCCUGGUGUAGCCUUCAAGAACCCCUACGCGCCAUACCAGAACCCCGAUGCCAACAGGCGUAGCCAGAGUCCCGUCCGGAACGGUUCUCGAGGUCACGACUCAACCCAUAGAUUUAGCCAGUCGACAGGCUCGAGUGGUUCUUCAGACGGUCAAUGCAGUCCCGAGUCACUCCGAAAACGAUCAUCCUUGGCCGGUCCCACGAAGAAGAAUCUUAAGGUUAACUUUAAACUGCCUGACGAGGAGCCCCCGGUCCCAGAGGCUGCGCCGAGAGGACGGACUGUCAGCGGUGAUUCUUCCAGGGGAAUUUUUAGAAAUCCCAGCGACCAAAUAUAUGAAGAGCCUUCCAGUACUCAAAAGCAGGAAGAGAAAUCCGAUUUCUCUAAGUCUGACUCAUCGGCUCUGAAAAACAAGCCUCGCAACGCCCUUGGGCGCAACCCCAAACCUCUUCCCUGGUUGCAGAACAGAGGUACUAACAGUACCCCUAUGUUGGAUAAAAUUUCGCGCUUUGAAAAGCGUGAAAUCCACAAGAACCCUCCCAGCCAGUCUCGCAAUGCUGGCUAUACACGAAAUGAAGCCACUCCGCCCCCUGAAGAGACUGAACCCGUUCCGACCAAAGAUGGAAGAGAGAUUCGGGGUGAUGAUAUCCGUGCAGCAACUAGCAAGAGACGAGGAGACCGGAGUGAGAAGUUGCCUAUGCCUUCAGCUGUCAGUGACCGAGUUGGGCGUCCAAUCGUCAGCUUUGACCAAACCUGGAAGCCAACCGACCAGCCAAGACCGGAGCGUCCACCAGUUAUCGAAGUGCCGGCACCAGCAAUUGAGGUCUCGGCACCUUCUAUUGAAGUUUCUGAAGCUCCUCCUAUUCCCGUCAUUAACGUCCCGGAUAUCAAAGUACCAACUAUCUCUGAGAUAGAAGCACCCAGCCAACACCAGAGCAAGCCCUCACGGCCAAUGCCCCAGCCAACCAGAACCAGCCCGACCAAGCAGGGAUUCCCCGGACAACCAGGAAAUGAAAUGCAAAACCGAUGGCAUUCGCCGUAUACACGAUCAGGAGUCCCAACUGCAAGCUGUGAGCUGUGCUCUCACCCAAUUUCAGGCAAGAUCGUGACCGCCGGUGGAUGCCGAUUCCACCCAGAGUGCUUUACUUGCUUCCACUGCCACACUGCCCUCGAAUGCGUGGCCUUUUACCAAGAACCUGAGUCCAGCAGAGAUGAGAGACUAGCAACAGAAGUCAACGACCAUGAGGCCCGCGUCCCACGGUUCUACUGCCACCUCGAUUUCCACGAAAUGUUCAGCCCACGCUGCAAGAGCUGCAAGACACCUAUCGAGGGAGAAGUUGUUGUGGCAUGCGGUGCUGAAUGGCAUGUUGGCCACUUCUUCUGCGCCGAGUGCGGUGAUCCCUUCAACUCCACAACCCCCUUUGUGGAAAAGGACGGCUUCGCUUGGUGUCUCCAGUGUCACUCACGCCGCACUGCACCCCGCUGCCUGGGCUGCAAGCAGCAUGUCAUGGACGAAGUUGUCAUCACCGCAAUUGGUGGACAAUGGCACGAGCGCUGUUUCAGCUGCCAUGAGUGUGGCGACGGCUUUGGACCCGAGGGCCGCUUCUUCGUUCGUGAAGGCGAACCAAAGCGCACAACUAAGGGCCGUAUCAUCGGUGGCCCUGUGCAACUUGCUAUCUGCGAGAGAUGUGAGGCUAUUCGUUUGAAGGCGCCUAGAAUGCGUUAG
This is a messenger RNA of Penicillium antarcticum, 2277 nucleotides long. RefSeq names its product LIM domain protein. The coding region runs from base 1 to 2277 and encodes 758 amino acids. Gene Ontology annotation, molecular function: transcription coregulator activity. The transcript is spliced from 3 exons. Lineage: Eukaryota; Fungi; Ascomycota; Eurotiomycetes; Eurotiales; Aspergillaceae. Gene Ontology annotation, cellular component: Z disc; nucleus. The record is from RefSeq and is a predicted model, not a curated record.